This is a messenger RNA of Lymnaea stagnalis (great pond snail), 4063 nucleotides long. The record is from the annotation of a GenBank genome assembly. NCBI's taxonomy places the organism in Eukaryota, Metazoa, Mollusca, Gastropoda, Lymnaeidae.
UUUUUAAUAAAGUUUAUAGUAAAAGAAUUUUAGAAUUUCACAAUAAGUAACAGUUGUUAAAUGACAUGUACCCUCAGUGACUGAGGUAAAAUUCAACUGAGAUAGAUAGAGAUCGAAAUAAAUUUACUAACUCUGUUAGUAUUCAAUUGAGACUAGAAGUUGUGCUUAUGCGUUGAGCAGUUAAAGUGAUAGUGUGACCAUUGGAAUAAGUGUAAAGUGAUCCCAGCUUAAAGAGCAAGUCGUGUACUGCAUGUAAUAACCCUAAAUAAAGACAGCUAAACUGCUACUGUACGGAAGACGAUAGCAUUGCUCUGAGACCAGCAGCUAAGACAGUUGGACAUGUUGAUACAGACAAGAUUGUUAUUUGUUAUAUGUCUAACAGUCAAACUCCCCAACAUCUCCGGUGUGACUGAUGGACAUUUUUUGGAGCUGAUGUACGAAAGUAUUUCAAUUAACUUCAAUAGAAAUACUUUUACAGAGUAAGUUUGUUUUUUUUCUUUGUUUUUUUGUUUACACUUUUAUUGUAAUAUUAUGUGUACUGUUGUGUUGAUAUAGCCGACUCUUUUAAAAAUAAUAACUCUUUAUAAAAUAUUUCAAAAUAUGUUUAUGUUUGUUUCAUUUUUUGGAGCUGAUGUACGAAAGUAUUUCAAUUAACUUCAAUAGAAAUACUUUUACAGAGUAAGUUGGGUUUUUUUCUUUGUUUUUGUUUUUUUGUUUACACUUUUAUUGUAAUAUUAUGUGUACUGUUGUGUUGAUAUAGCCGACUCUUUUAAAAAUAAUAACUCUUUAUAAAAUAUUUCAAAAUAUGUUUAUGUUUGUUUCAUUUUUUGGAGCUGAUGUACGAAAGUAUUUCAAUUAACUUCAAUAGAAAUACUUUUACAGAGUAAGUUGGGUUUUUUUCUUUGUUUUUGUUUUUUUGUUUACACUUUUAUUGUAAUAUUAUGUGUACUGUUGUGUUGAUAUAGCCGACUCUUUUAAAAAUAAUAACUCUUUAUAAAAUAUUUCAAAAUAUGUUUAUGUUUGUUUCAUUUUUUUUUUAACAAAUAAUAGUCAGUGACUUGUUAAUGGUUUAUGAAAUUAAACUAAGGUUUAUUUUCGAAGCAUAUUGAAUGAAAAUAAAGGCAUCAAUCUUGUGUUCUCUGAAUUAAAGAAAAAAAACCCACUAACAAUCUAAUUCUCUUUUUGAGCAUAGAAAAUAGAAUCAACGCCAUUUAAUCUACUACCUUACUGCUAUUCACACAUUUCAAGCUGAGCAAUGUUGUUGUUUUGUUUUAUUUUGUUUUUUUUUAACUGGGAUUCGAUGUUUGAAUUGACUCAUCGGUACACUGAUGGGUUGAAAGGAAACAAAUAUUAUUGUAUAAAUUUGUUAAAAUUGUUGUUUUUAAAUUUAUUUUCCUAAAUUCCAAAGCAAAUUAUUCUUGUUUUUUUUAAAUGGAAUACAAGUUAUUGAAUGGGGAAAAAAAAGGAACCGAGUUCAAAAGUUAAACUAUUUAUUAAUAUAGAGCAUUUUGGAUUUCCUCUCUUUAAUGUGAUUUUGUUCUCUAUGAUAAUUAAAGUAUUCUAUUUCCCUCACAUCCGAUAGGUAACGAGCGGGUUACGUUAAAACCUAAUACAUUUGGUAGUUACGAGAAUCUCUUUGUCUCACAAAGUUUCGACGCCUUAUACCAGUGGCUUUUGAAUACGAUAACAUUUAAAGAUUUGAACUCUAAAACAUAAGACACUACCACACACAAAAAUUGCGCGAUUCAAAAUUAAACCCAUGCUGCUGCAAAAAAAAAAAAAAAAGAAAAAAGGAAAAAAAAGAACACAUUAAAAAGGGCAAGUAACUCAUUUGAUCCAACCCAACACACAGUCCUAACAAAUACCAUUAUUACCUCCCCUCCAAAGUAUUCUAAAGUAAAAAAAUGCGCGAUUAAAAAUAAAACCCAUACUGCUGAAAAAAAAAAAAAAAAAAAGAAAAAAAGGAAAAAAAAGAACACAUUAAAAAGGGCAAGUAACUCAUUUGAUCCAACCCAACACACAGUCCUAACAAAUACCAUUAUUACCUCCCCUCCAAAGUAUUCUAAAGUUAGAUUACAUAAAGAGAAGUCAAACGAUUUAAAGCAGCCAAACCCUUCUGUGUCAUUCCAGGUUCUACGAGUGUCUAUGCAGUGACGUCAUAAACACCUGCCAAACGACAACCUCUCCAUUCCAUUACUUCCCCACAAUACCCAGUACACAAGGUAAUCCGUACAUAGCCAAUGUAGAUGCUACGGAGAACACUACCAAGGCCGACCGCAAUACAUCGUUAUCCAUAUCAUGCUCAAUAGAAGUCACCAAGUCAUGGUUCUAUAUUCACUACUACGUUAAUAUAACAUGCGCUAGGACGAUGAGUCCUACAGGCAGCGUCAGUACAUUGUACUCACCAAGCUCAGGGACGUGUGACAAACAGACAUUGGAGGUAGUUUGGGACGCAAAUGUUACAGCAGUAUUUCCAACUGGUCAAACCACCCCAGCCGACAGCAUUAGAGAGACAACAACACACACUUCAGCUGCAGUUAGUGAAACAACAGACACUACUAAGCAUACUACAUCCAUUUCCACUGCAAUUAUUGAAACAACAGACACUACUAAACAUACUACAUCCAUUUCAACUGCAAUUAGUGAAACAGACACAACUAAACAUACUACAUCCAUUGCCACUGCAAUUAGUGAAACAACAGAUACUACUAAAUAUACUACAUCCAUUUCCACUGCAAUUAGUGAAACAGACGCUACUAAACAGACGACAUCCAUUUCCACUGCAAUUAGUGAAACAACAGACACUACUAAACAGACGACAUUCAUUUCAAAUGCAAUCAGUGAAACAACAGACACUACUAAACAGACGAAAUCCAAUUCAAACGCAAUUAGUGAAACAACAGACAGCACUAAACAGACGACAUCCAUUUCAAAUGCAACUAGUGAAACAACAGACACUACUAAACAUACAACAUCCAUUUCAAAUGCAAUUAGUGAAACAACCGACACUACUCAACAGACAACAUCCAUUUCCACUGCAAUUAGUGAAACAACAGAUACUACUAAAUAUACUACAUCCAUUUUCACUACAAUUAGUGAAACAACAGACACUACUAAACAGACGCCAUCCAUUUCCACUGCAAUUAGUGAAACAACAGACACUACUAAACAGACGCCAUCCAUUUCCACUGUAAUUAGUGAAACAACAGACACUACUAACCAGACGACAUUAAUUUCAAAUGCAAUUAGUGAAACAACAGACACUACUAAACAGACGCCAUCCAUUUCCACUGCAAUUAAAGAAACAACAGACACUACUAAUCAGACAACAUCCAUUUCAAAUGCAAUUAGUGAAACAACAGACUCUACUAAACAUACAACAUCCAUUUCAAAUGCAAUUAGUGAAACAACCGACACUACUCAACAGACAACAUCCAUUUCAAAUGCAAUUAGUGAAACAACAGACACUAAUAAACAGACGACAUCCAUUUCAACUGAUGUCAGUGAUACAACUAUGAUUAGUACGUUAGAAGAUAUGUCAUCAUCUGGAGGCCUGCUACCUACCGACAUCACGACGACUCAUGGCCCUGACCCUGUCCACACAUCACCGGACACUGUCAACACACCAAACAGGACUAUCAUUGAUGUGAUUAUCGGUGUGAUCGUCGGUCUCACAACACUCCUGGUCGUCCUCGUAAGUCUCUGCUACGUGUUCAGGAGACGGAGAAAUCGUCAUGUAACGUGUUUAAAGGCGAGGUUAAAAAGAACUCAUUGUUGCUGAUUCAAUUAUUACGCACACACACAAAUGAUAAGGAUUGUGUUUUUCUAGUGAGAAUUAAUAAAGUAUUAUUUUAAGUUCAAAUAAACUUUAUUAUUAUUAUUAUUACUAUGCGCCUACCUUUAGAUCAUAUUAACACUGACAUGUUUUAUCUCCCAUUUACACCUAGCAAAUGCUGCAUUGUUUUUUUUUAAGAAUAAUAAUAAAUCCUCCUUUUUGUUUAGUAACGACGUGUCUUUGUUUAGUAACGACGUGUCUUUGUUUAGUAACGACGUGUCUUUGUUU